Lolium perenne is the source of this 2484-nucleotide messenger RNA. Its product is annotated as ATP-dependent zinc metalloprotease FTSH 4, mitochondrial. The record is from RefSeq and is a predicted model, not a curated record. Gene Ontology annotation, biological process: proteolysis; protein import into chloroplast stroma. Gene Ontology annotation, molecular function: ATP hydrolysis activity; ATP-dependent peptidase activity; ATP binding. Lineage: Eukaryota; Viridiplantae; Streptophyta; Magnoliopsida; Poales; Poaceae. Gene Ontology annotation, cellular component: chloroplast.
AGUGAGGCCUCCACAGUGGUGUCCACGUGUGCCAGAACCAACGUCAAAGGCUCAAACAGUGCGCAGAUCGCCGGCCGGCGGCCGGCGCCCUGCCCCCGGCCUCUGCUCCCAUUGCGUCCCCUCGGAGCCAAGCCGGUGGAGAUCGCCGGCGCUGAGCGGCGGAGCACAGCUCGUGUCAGCCAGGAGGGAGCCGACCCCAGCCCAGAUCCUGGAGUCGGCCGGUCGGCGUCGGCUCGCGGAGAUGCAGCCCAGCCACGGUCGCUGUAAUGGAACCCAGCGGUGGCCUGAACAGCUUCGGCGCAGGGACUCUGAAACCUUCGCUUUGGCUCUCUCUAUCCGCGCCGGUUCUCUGAAUCCUUGUUUUGAUCUAUUAGGACUCUUCUACGUAGUAUAGUCGAACUAGAGAUAGUCGUGUUAUGUGAUUCAUGCAGUUAAAUUAUCCGCGUCUAGUCAGGUUUAGAGAUCAACAACAACAAUAGGAGGCUGUUUAUUUGUAAAGGAGACCAAGAAUCGCCGAGCAGCGCCAAUAAAUUUCGAGCGAUUCUUUUCUUGGGCGAAGUAGAUCUAGAGCAGCACGUCCUGUCCAUCAUGGCCGGCCGGCUCGCCCUCUCCAGGGCUGCAAGGCACCUUGCAAAGCCUGGAUCGGCAAAUGCGAUCUACAGCGAGAUAGCGGAUGCAUCUCUUUCUUCUUUCAGGGCACCUGCUGCAAAAACUACUGGUGCAGGCAGUGUGUUCUCUAGAAGAUUUAAUAGCAAUGGUCCAGAAAGAGUUGUACAAAACUUUGAAAAAAAUAAUCCAGCGACUUCUCCAGCUCUCUGUGAGUACGUAAAAGCCGUCGUCAGUAUUGAAUUGCGAACCCGAGGAGGAACUGCUAAUUCAGCCACAGAUUCAACCACAAGUUCCAGCGAUGUCAAGAGGGUUGAUGAAAAAAAGGGUAAAUCUGAUGCUGUUAACGACAUGUCCAUGAAUUCAACCACGAAUUUCAGUGAUGUCAAGGGAGUUGAUGAAGCCAAAGCUGAGCUCGAGGACAUAGUUCACUACCUAAGAGAUCCCAAGCAUUUCACGCGUCUUGGUGGCAAGCUUCCAAAGGGGGUUCUGCUUGCUGGCCCACCGGGCACAGGUAAGACCAUGUUGGCAAGGGCUGUGGCCGGUGAAGCUGGUGUCCCAUUUUUCGCACGCAGCGGCAGCGAUUUCGAGGAGAGGUAUGUGGGCGUUGGGGCUAAAAGAGUGAGAGAGCUCUUCAGUGAAGCAAAGGAGCAAUCCCCUUGCAUAAUAUUCAUUGAUGAGAUCGACGCCAUUGCUGGCCGUAGACAGUCAGAUGAUGCAACGUGGAGAAGGCAGACCCUUAACCAGCUGCUUUCUGAGAUGGAUGGCUUCAAGCAGAAUGACGGGAUCAUCAUUCUCGCGGCGACCAACUUCCCCCAGUCGCUAGAUAGUGCUGUUGUUAGGCCUGGGCGUUUUGACCGUCAUAUUCAGGUUCCUAAUCCAGAUGUUGAGGGCCGGCGGCAGAUUCUGGAGGCUUGCAUGUCAAGGGUUAAAGCCCAGGGUGUGGAUCUGAUGAUCCUUGCGAGGGGGACACCAGGAUUUUCAGGUGCAGACCUUACAAACUUAGUGAACGUUGCUGCUCUGAAGGCUGCCAAAGAUGGGGCUGAAGCUGUUAUGAUGGAUCACGUUGAAUACGCCAAGGACAAGAUCAUGAUGGGCAGCGAGCGCAAAUCGGCGGUGAUACCUGAUAACUGCAGGAAGAUGACAGCGUACCAUGAGGGAGGGAGGGUACUUGUUGCCAUACACACGGAUGGUGCUCGCCCUAUCCACAAGGCUACCAUUCUUCCGAGGGGGAACACUCUAGGCAUGUUGGCACAGCUGCCAGAGGAAGAAGAUGUGUAUAAAGUCUCUAGGAAGAAGAUGCUGGCAAAAUUGGAUAUCCUCAUGGGAGGCAGGGUGGCCGAGGAUGUUAUAUUUGGAGCAGAUGAGGUAACCCUUGGCGCCUUGUCUGAUGUAAGGGAGGCAACUCAGCUAGCGACAGAUAUGGUCACCAAGUAUGGUAUGAGCGAGCGGCUUGGCCUUGUUUUCUAUGGUAACGGUGACGGUGGGAAGAAGGCCUUGGUUGAUGAUGAGGUGAAAGAAUUAUUGGACAAGGCUUACGAAAAUGCUAACAAAAUUGUCACGGCGCACCAUAAGGAGCUUCAUGUGGUAGCCGAUGCCCUCCUUAAGCAUGGAACUCUCACCGGAGACCAGAUCAAGCUGCUAGUAUGUCCAAAGAAUAAAUAGUUUUUUUUUGAAACAUCCAAAGAAUAAAUAGUUUAUACAAUAGUUAGCAGACUUGUGAAAUCUUACGCGUACUAACUGUUGAGAGGCAGAACAGUUUGUCCUAAGAAUCCCUCUACCAAAAAUGACAUAUUUUGAAGUGUUGAAAUUUUUUGAUAUAAAAUUCUACAUGUACAUCUCCAUAAUAUAUGUGUGUUCGUCAAGUUUUGCAGAAAA